AUGGUCAGCUUUCGUGACUCUUCGGUCGUCAUCAUCGAGACGAGCCGCACACAGGUCAAGGCCGGUCUUGGUCUUCAUGAGCUCCUCAAGACGCCUUCGGUGGACAUCCAAGCGCGGGUAGGUCUGCGCAAAAGUGCGGGCGAGAGCUCGAAUGCGAAUGGCCGUCCAUCGCUACAUCCCCAGGACAGCGCAGACAACGUUCGCGGCUCCUCGCCCGCCCGUGCAUCCUCACUCCCGCACCAGCCCAGCCCCCAUGCCAAAGUGAACGACUAUCUUGUCGGCACCCAGCUCGACGAAGCACUUGCGUCCGGCCAAGACGUCGCUGUCUCGUGGCCGUUCGCCGAUGGCUCCGUCAGAGACUGGGUCCAAGCAGAAGCCAUCUGGAAACACGUCCUAUUCACGCAACUCCAGCUCCGCCGCGCGCAAAACGAGUCCCCCGUCAUGCUCUCCAUCGCCCCCGGCCUCUCGCGCGACGCCUGCGAGCGCAUCGGCCAGAUCUUCUUCGAGCGGUUCAACGUCGCCGGCUUCGCGCUCCUCGAGCGGCCCGCCGCGCAGCUGUACGCCGCGAACGCGCUCAGCGGCGUCGUCGUCGACAUCGGCAUGGAGUUCACGGACGUCGCGCCGCUCUACGAGGGCGCCCCCGUCGCCCCCGCGCGCGCGAGCACCCCCGUCGGCGCGCGCGACUGCCAGGCGUACCUCGCGCACCUCCUCCGCGCGAACCCGAGCGUCGCACAGGCCGCGCGGCUCCCCGAGGACCGCGCGGACCCCGCGUUCAAUGCCGCGUGGAACUUUCUGUGCGAUCUGGCGCGGUAUCUGUGGGAGGAGGGGCUUGUGCGUGUGCCGUCGGACGGGCAGACGGCGUUUGAGCUCGCGCCGGAGGAGGACGGUGUGACGGACAUCGCGGCGGUCGUUAUGGCGGGCAAGGAGCGCGCGGUGAUUGAGCUGGGGAAUAAGAAGAAGGCGAAUCCGAAGGCGAGUGCGGCGGAGCAGGCGCGCGCGAAGGAGAUCGAGGCGAUGGAUCUUGUCGCUGUGCAGUUCCGCGGGCAUGCGUUGACGAUUGGCAAGGAGCGCCAUCGGCUGUGCGAGCCGCUGUUUGACCCGACGCUGCUCAGGAAUUUGCCUGGCGUGGAUCCGGGGCGCGAUGUUAGUGAGGUGUUGCCGAUACAGGACACUGUGGCGAUGGCCGUGGCUGGGGCGGACGUGGACCAGCGCCAGUAUAUCUGGCAGGGUCUGUUUGUCACUGGUGACCUCUCGAACCACGUAAAGGGCAUCCCGUCAGCCCUGCAGUCGCGGAUAUCCUCUUAUCUCAUUGCGAGCACCUCUUCCGAAGUCCCCAAUGAGAUCCAGCCGCGCUCAACAAAAGUGCUCAGUGUACCAGAGUACUUUGCGGAAUACCGUGAAAAAGGCGAUGGGCUGGCCGCUUUCCUCGGCACGAGCAUUGUCGCAAAAAUAUCGUUCCACGACUCGCAGAGCAAGAACUUUGCGUCAAAGUCGGACUAUAACGAAAAGGGUCCAAAGGCGGUCAUUGAGAUGUCUCCCUCGCUGUUGUAG
Messenger RNA from Coniophora puteana RWD-64-598 SS2, 1551 nucleotides. Its product is annotated as actin-related protein. The transcript is spliced from 5 exons. Lineage: Eukaryota; Fungi; Basidiomycota; Agaricomycetes; Boletales; Coniophoraceae. The record is from RefSeq and is a predicted model, not a curated record. Bases 1 to 1551 code for a protein of 516 amino acids.